Limanda limanda (common dab) is the source of this 1417-nucleotide messenger RNA. RefSeq names its product elongation factor 1-alpha-like. The record is from RefSeq and is a predicted model, not a curated record. The transcript has 7 exons. Gene Ontology annotation, molecular function: GTPase activity; GTP binding; translation elongation factor activity. Bases 1 to 1389 code for a protein of 462 amino acids. Lineage: Eukaryota; Metazoa; Chordata; Actinopteri; Pleuronectiformes; Pleuronectidae. Gene Ontology annotation, biological process: translational elongation; translation.
AUGGGAAAAGAAAGGAUCCACAUCAACAUCGUGGUCAUCGGCCAUGUCGACUCUGGAAAGUCCACGUCCACCGGGCACCUGAUCUACAAGUGCGGAGGAAUCGACAAGAGAACGAUGGAGAAGUACGAGAAGGAAGCUGCCGAGAUGGGCAAGGGCUCCUUCAAGUACGCCUGGGUUCUGGACAAGCUGAAGGCCGAGCGUGAGCGUGGUAUCACCAUCGACAUCGCUCUGUGGAAGUUUGAGACUGCAAAGUACUACGUGACCAUCAUCGAUGCUCCUGGACACAGGGACUUCAUCAAGAACAUGAUCACUGGAACCUCUCAGGCUGACUGCGCCGUGCUGAUCGUUGCUGCCGGUGUGGGUGAGUUCGAGGCUGGUAUCUCCAAGAACGGCCAAACCCGUGAGCAUGCCUUGCUGGCCUACACCCUGGGUGUGAAGCAGCUCAUCAUUGGUGUCAACAAGAUGGACUCCACCGAGCCCCCUUACAGCCAGCCCCGUUUCGAGGAGAUCAAAAAAGAAGUGAGCACCUACAUCAAGAAGAUCGGCUACAACCCUGCCGCUGUUGCCUUUGUCCCCAUCUCUGGAUGGCACGGAGACAACAUGAUCGAGACCAGUGAGAAGAUGGGCUGGUACAAAGGAUGGAAGGUUGAGCGUAAGGAGGGUACUGUCAGUGGAACCACACUGCUGGAAGCCCUGGACGCAAUCCUGCCUCCUUCCCGCCCCACAGAAAAGGCUCUCCGUCUGCCCCUGCAGGACGUCUACAAAAUCGGAGGUAUUGGAACUGUACCCGUCGGUCGUGUUGAGACUGGGAUCCUGAAGCCUGGUAUGAUUGUCACCUUUGCUCCCUCCAACCUGACCACUGAGGUGAAAUCUGUGGAGAUGCACCACGAGUCGAUGCCCGAGGCUGUCCCCGGUGACAACGUUGGCUUUAACAUCAAGAACGUGUCCGUCAAGGAAAUCCGUCGUGGAUACGUAACUGGAGACAGCAAGAACAACCCACCCAAGGCUGCUGCCAACUUCACCGCCCAGGUCAUCGUCCUGAACCACCCCGGACAGAUCGCACCGGGCUACACCCCAGUCCUGGAUUGCCACACAGCUCACAUCGCUUGCAAAUUCAAGGAAAUUAAGGAGAAGAUCGACCGUCGGUCUGGUAAGACGAUUGAGGAAGCACCCAAGUUUAUCAAGUCUGGAGAAGCUGCCAUUGUCAUGAUGGAGCCUUCAAAACCUAUGGUUGUUGAGGCCUUCGCCGAAUAUGCCCCAUUGGGUCGCUUUGCUGUGCGAGACAUGAGACAGACCGUGGCCGUCGGUGUCGUCAAGUCUGUCGUCAAGAAGGAAGACACAGCUGGAAAGGUCACCAAGGCUGCACAGAAGGCCGAGAAGAAGAAAUGAAUUCUAAUACAGGACGUCCAACACGAUG